UUUGAGAGAGAAAGAGUGUGUGUCUCUGUUAAACCGAACCAAUUCGAUUUCACUCGCCGUUACUCUGAGAGAGAUAGAGAGAGAGAGAGAGAGAGAGAGCUCCGAUCAUCGCUCCCGUCCAAUCUCCGCCGUCCAUUCUCCGAACCCGAUCAUCAUCGAGUUCAAUUCGGGGGAGAGUUUGGAUUCUAAUAUGAAUUCCGUCAAUUUCUAUUUGAUUUUUUUGGGGAUUUUUUUUCAUAGAAGAAGGAUUGUGAUAGUUUUCAAUUGCGCACUGUAAUAAUCGCUUCUAGGGGAUUCGGGUUUCUGGGUUUUGUUGGGUUUUUCGAGAGCUUUGGUGGGUGUGGGAAUUUGGACUGAUAUGCUGGACUUUAGGGAAGGUGGUGGGGGCGUUUAGAACACAAGGGUUAGGGUUUUAGGGGGGUUAGGGUUAGGGUUAGGGUUUCAAGAGAGAGAGAGAUAUGGAGGUGAAUAAUAAUAAUACUACCGAGCUUGAAGAAGGCGAGGCUUCUUGCUAUUACAAGGACGACGACGACGAAAACUUUGACCCGGAUAUCGAUCUCGCUUACCUUGAAGAGAAACUUGAUCAAGUUCUGGGACAUUUCCAGAAGGAUUUCGAGGGUGGGGCUUUUGCUGAGAAUUUGGGGGCCAAAUAUGGUGGAUAUGGCUCAUUUUUACCUACACAUGAACGAUCUACAUCCGUUUUGUCUACUCCAAAGACACCGCAGGGAAACUGCAACACAUCAAGAUCUCCUAAAAGUUCCAUGGAGGGUGCCUCUCAAAAUUUGAAAGCUUCAUCAAAUGCGCUUCCAACUGUGAGGCUCAGAACUUCUUCAUCUAGUGCUCGUUUGUCACAUAAUUCUAGGGUUUUUGUGGGCGUUUCCUCUAAAGAGGAUUCAUGUGUUCCUUCUACUCAAGUAGCUGAGAGGUGUUCCUUGAAAGAUGAGAUGCCAAACAGAUCUGGUAAUCCAGCUGAUCGAAGGACACUAAAGGUUCGAAUCAAAAUGAACUCUGAUAACACAUCUCGGAAGAACGUAGCAAUUUAUAGUGGUCUUGGGCUUAACUCCCCAUCUUCAUCUUUUGGGAAUAGCCCCGACGAAAGUGGAGAGAUGCCACCUGCCUCUCAAGUGAAUGUAGAUGAGUCUCCCACUAACAUUAUUCAGGUUAUGACUUCGUCUCCAGUUCCUGGGCAUGUGCUGAUGUCACCUCUUCAUGACAGUUUAAUUUCUCUAACGAGAAAGAAAAAGCUUCAUCAACAGAACAUGCUGCCCCAAUCUAAGGGUCCUCAAGAACAUUCUUCUUUGUCUGCUUCCACACUGGGAAAUGGAAAAUUGUUAAAGGAGCCGAAUGUUGAAGUUACAGGUAAAGGUGAAAAGCAGGUAGAACUGAAGAUUGAGAGUGUUAUGAAUGUUAAGAAUGACAUGAAAAUUCUUAUAAAAAAGAAAUCAGGAACCGACACUCUAGGAGGCAAGGAGCUAUUGUCCAAUGGCUACAAAACAUUCCAGUUAUCCAACUCAGUGGGUGAUGUUGUUGACUGUGUUAAAGUUACUCAUAGAACACCCAAUUCCCGGGUAACCAAUGAGAAUGAGGUGAAAAGAAGUUUAUCUUUCUCUGAGUUGGCGAAGCAGGAGUCAUUGGAGUCGAUCUCCGGUCAUGGUUGUGACAAGAAUGAGAAGCAAAAUUCUAGGUGUGGUUCAGUGGAAAAAGUUCGGAAACAGUCAGUAAAAAAUUCCCACAAGGAUGCCCUGGUUGAUCUCAGAGAUGGAGGCAAGAACAAGGGUUUUUCUGCCUCAAUAGAUUAUUCUGGUGCAUUCAAAUGCAAGGAAGAGCUAGACCUGCACCCCCAAAAUGCUGGUGAGGAAAGUACAUAUCAUGAUCAAGAAAAGACUAAUGUGCCUGGCAGGAAGGAAACGCUGUCUUUUGAGGGCAAGAUUAAGUCACAGGGAAAACUAAGUAAUGAAAAGCAACCAGGUAUUUUAACAAAGGAAAGCUUGGGAGUUGAAAUGGGUGUAGUGUCAAAAGAUGAAAUGAAUGGUGGUCAUGGUGUUUCUCUAUCUAGCAGAAAAGUGCAGAAGUUAAAGUCGCAGAAGGAUACAAUCAGAGAUAACCGUAGAGAUUCAUUGGCGGCUAAAGUUUUGGAACGAAGGGCUAAAAUGGAUGUAGCAGAAAGGCCUAUUGAUGAUAUUGACAUGGAAUGUAAAUCAUCCAAGGACAGACCAAGUGAAAAACUGAGUGGUAGAAAGGUUGAUAAUCGGUUAAUGUCAGGGGGGUCUGUAAACGAUGCUUCUACUAUGUGCCGCCCUACAAUUGAAAAUGGACUUGCAUCAGAGAUUGUACCAGUAGCUGCAGCUCCUGUUGUUAUAGAAGAAGAUUGGGUAUGCUGUGAUAGUUGUCAGAAGUGGAGGCUUCUCCCCUUCGGCAAAAAGCCAGAGCAACUCCCUGAGAAAUGGUUGUGUAGUAUGCUAGACUGGCUGGGGCCUGGGAUGAACCAAUGUGACAUCAGUGAAGAUGAAACAACAAAAGCACUUAAUGCAUUGUACCAUCUACCAUCUUCAGAAAGUCUAACUAACCCGCAAACUCAUGCUAAUGGAACAUCAUCUGUAGUACCUUCAGGUCAUGCUCAACAUCUGGAUCAAAAUUAUCAAAAUCUCAGUUCUAAUGGCAUGUCUAAUAGGGUGAAGAAGAGACAUGGUGUGAAGGAAAAAAGGAAUGCAGGUAGUGGUGAUGGUGUCUUGAAAUCUUACCUGCAAGAACCUGUGAAGUGUAUAAGCUUAAAUGACAUGAACCUCCCUCCUUUAGAACCAAAUCCAAUAAAGAAAUCUAGUGAUCAAUAUAUGAGUAACCUCCAGAACUUGGGCAUGGAAGAAAACAUAGCCAAACAGAAGGAGAAGCAAAUGAGUGGAGGUGAUGCAAAGAAAGUAAGAUUAAAACACAAGAAGGAUACUGAUCACUAUAAAUGUGGUACUUCUAAGAAGCCCAGGAGAGAAGAUGUGUUGCAUGCUGAUAAAGAUCAGAGUUCUGAUAACGACCUUGGGAGGGUGGGGAUCACUUCUAGUAAUGGUGUGCUGACCCAUGUACUUGGUCAGGAUGGAAAAUACAAUGAUUUCUGUUACUCUGAAGACACAGAGGACAAAUUACAAAUUUCUGCAAGGAAACCGGGGCAUCAAACUCAGGUCUCAUUAGAUGGUGGGCCUUUGGAUGUGAGAACGUGCAGUAAAGGGGAUAGUUCCGUGAAGAAAAUGAGAAAGAGAGAGUGGCAGGAUAAUCAGAAUAAUGUGGAAACAUUUCAUAAUUCUGUGCAUGAAGGCCGGGUAAAUACAAAGCAGGAAAGUAGUGAAAGUGGAUCUUGGAAGGAAAAGAAGGCCAGGAUUUUGAAAACUGAAGGCAAAGAGUCUAGCACUAUUAAUAUUGAUGAUAAGUCAGAUAGAAAGAGCAGAGUUACCAAAAUUGUUGUGUCAGGCAUAAAAGCUCAUCCCAUUGAUCCUAUGAAAAAGGAUAGGAAUAUUGUUAAGGAUCAGCAACCCAGGAAUCGCGGUAAAAGGGAUUUGGGAUCUGGGCAUGUUUCUUUAGCUGCCACUUCAAGCUCUUCAAAGGUUUCAGGUUCCUGUAAAAGCAGAGGUAAGCUUGAGGAAGUGAAAGGCUCGCCUGUGGAAUCGGUUUCUUCAUCUCCUUUAAGGACCUCUAACUCAGACAGGCUGACUUCGGCGAAGGGAGAUGGCUUUGUGAAGGAUGAACCCAUUUGUGGUGGAUUCUCUCUGACGAGUAAUUCCAAAAGAUGCUGGGAUGGGGAUGGAAAUGGUAGUGUUGCUAGAUUUGGGAACACCAGGACAGAGAAAACAUCAGAGCGUAUUCAUCCUGAAUCUCAUAAAUUUUCAACAGUAGGCUACCAUGAGGGAGAUGCUAGUGGUCAUGAUGAUAGUUUAGGACAACAUGGCCAGUUCCUCAGUAAUCAGCAUGACCUGCAUCAUUGCCAUCAUGAUAAUAGAGAGAACAAGAUCCACCCCGAAGAUGCAGUUUUUCUGAAAAGAUCCGGUAAGGACUCCUGUUUGCAGUCUAAGGACAAUAUUAGAGGUUCUACUAGUGACUUAGAUAUGGAUAAGAUGAAGAUCUCGGGUCCAGUGAAUGAGUACUCAAAAAAGAGUCAAAGAUAUGCAUCUGAGAUUGACCGCAAUCAUGAUGUUAGAAACAAUCUUCCUGAAGAGUGUAGCAUUAAGCCAGUGAAGGUCAAGGAUGAGAAAUAUCAUGUUACUUGGGGGGACAAGGUGGGACAAGGGUCAAGUGGCAGUGCAGCGGAAACUCAACUAAAACAAAAAGGCUAUGAUGUGUCAGAUGAGAAGUUGGGUGCUACUCAAUUCCCUAUUAGAAAAGGUGCCCCGCGGCAGAACAUGAAUCAGGAUUUUGGGUAUGGUCAGAAACAAAAUAAUUCCAGAAGCGGAAAACCAAAAUCAUCUUCACAUUCUCACAGUGAAUUAAAAGAGGGGAUUACAAAAAAAGAAGGGGAAGAAGGGAUUGAAAGGGAAGAGGGGGCACGAUCUCAUGGUUCUCGAGCUGUGGCAUGGCCUGAGAGAGAAGUUGUGUUUCAAGGACUUCCAGUAAGUUCUGCUGUCAAUGGUAAUAUGCAAAAGUCAGUAAAACAAUGUGGGACUGCUUCUAACAAGAAUGGAGUUAAUCGCAAUUUGGGACAUCUUAUGCCCGAUCAUCAGGGAGCAAGAGAUGUCAAUGCUUCAAGUCCUGUGAUAGGCACCUCUGGCCAGAUUGCUACUAAGACCCUGAAUAAAGCUAGAAGUCUAAGAGACACGGCUGAAAAUUCUAAGAACCGUGGGUUUCGCGACGAAAGUAGUGUGGCUUAUUUCCAAGCUGCCCAAAAGUUUCUUCAAGGAGCAGCACUUUUGGAAAGUUGCGGUAAUGAGAAAGGCAAGCAUGAAGAUAUGAGUCCAUUGCAAGUGUAUAGCAGUACAGCUAAGCUUUGCGAAUUUUGUGCCCAUGAAUUCGAAGAACUCAAAGAAGUUGCUUCUGCUGCUUUGGCCUAUAAAUGCAUGGAGGUGGCAUACAUGAGGGUGGUUUACUGUAAACAUUCUAGUAUAAACAGAGAUCGGCAGGAGUUGCAAGCUACUCUGAAUAUGCCUCCUCAAGGUGAGUCUCCAUCAUCUUCUGCAUCAGAUAUUGAUAAUUUAACCAACCAAGUGACAGCAGAAAAGGCUAUAUUAUGUAAGGGUACUGGUUCUCAUGUUGCUGGAAACCAUCAUGUUGCUCGAAACCGCCCCAAGAUUCUCAGGCUGCUCGACUUUACACAGGAUGUAAAUUGUGCAAUGGAAGCCUCCACAAAAUCCCAGAGUGCUUUUUCAGCUGCUUGCCUGACCCUGGAAGAUGCACAUAAGAAUGAUUGUAUUUCUUCUAUUAGGAGGGUAAUUGAGUUCAGCUUCCAAGAUGUAGAGGAAUUCGUCCACUUGGUUGAACAUGCAAUGAUGGCCAUAGGUCGGUCCAAAUUUGGUGGUGCUAGAGAUUAAGUCAACCUUGUAGAUAUUGCAUGUUUUUCUGGUUUUUCGUCAAAACAGGCAUCAGGAAAGAAAGGACAAGGAUGCCUACAUAGAUCUGCACUUGAAAAUCUGCGAAGAGGCGGUUUCAACAGAUUAUUACCCUCUGUACAUGUGUACAAAGUGAGAUUCAUUAGCAAAUUUUGUAUUGUAUUUCUUUUUUCAACUUAAGUCUAUUCUUGACGUGGAUAAGAGCACAGCAUGCUCAUCCAUUAGUUUCAUGGGUUGGGAAAAGAGGAAAUGAUUUAAUUGUUCGGCAGCACAGCUUGGAGAUUAAGAUUAUGUAAUAGUUCAGUUCUAUAAUUUUUUGGCUCCCUGGAUUAGGAGCUUGAGGAAAAAAUAUUUAUAGAGAUUGGAUACUCGUAGGCAACCAUUUUGAGGAGGUUGAAUACUAAUAUAGUGAUGACUGAUCAAUGUUCAAUUAAAGCAUUUUCUGUUUAUUACCAUUUUAUUGAAUUUUUGAUGGAAUGGAAACCAAA
Messenger RNA from Rosa rugosa (rugosa rose), 6010 nucleotides. RefSeq names its product cysteine-tryptophan domain-containing zinc finger protein 7-like. Lineage: Eukaryota; Viridiplantae; Streptophyta; Magnoliopsida; Rosales; Rosaceae. The coding region runs from base 459 to 5504 and encodes 1681 amino acids. Gene Ontology annotation, molecular function: zinc ion binding. The transcript has 11 exons. The record is from RefSeq and is a predicted model, not a curated record.